CAAAAUCUCAACUUGAACCUCUAAAUCACAUCAAAAGUCACAUAAACCCUAAAUCAAUGACUCGGAAACGUUUCAAUCCGUUAGAAGAUCCGCCGGCGGCUUCAUCAAGCGACGAAGAAGAUGAUUUGGAGACUUCAAUGGGAGAAGGUGAAGAAGAUAUCGCACGAAACUCUUCGUCGGAGGAAGAAGAUGACGUUUCUUCUAAAAAUCCAUCAGCUUUGAAGAACACAGUACUUCUCCUCGCCGCCCCAACUGAGAAGCUAGUUUCCGAUCCUGAAUCUGGAUCCGAUGAAGAAACCGAUACAGACUCCGAACCUGAGAAGAAAGAUCAGGUUGUGACUAAGCGUUCUCGUGAGACAGAUGAAGCAGCAGUGUCUACGGAUGUGAAGAGGGCUAAGAAAACUUCUUUCCAGCGACUUUGGACGGAGGAUGAUGAGAUUGCGGUUUUACAAGGUCUUGUUGAUUACACAAAAGAUACUGGGGUAAGUCCUUAUGAUGAUACAAAUAAGGUUUAUCAGUUGGUGAAAAAAUCUAUUAGCUUUGAUGUUAGUAAGAUUCAGUUUAUGGAAAAGCUUAGGACUUUGAAGAAGAGGUAUGAGAACAAUCUUGGUAAAGCCAAGGAUGGUGAUCAACCUACGUUUGUCAAACCUCAUGAUCGCAAGGCUUUUGAAUUGUCUAAGUUAGUUUGGGGAGGUAUUAGAAUGGUUCUUCAAUCGGGUAUGAAAUCUAAUGGGAAGUCGAAGAAGAGCAGUAAGUCGAAGAAAGUUGAGUCUGUGAAGCAUGAGUUUGAUUGUGAAGACGAUGUGACUAAUAAAGGAGAAGCAUCUUUGGUUGGUGCUUUGGAAAUGGAUACGCUUGUGAAGUCUUCUCUUGCUAGAUCGAUAGCGCGUUUUGGUCUGGAUGAACUUGUUGCUCAACAAGGAUUGAGUUUGCUUUCCUCAGAGGAUAAGAAGAGAUUCGAGGAGCAGUGGAAAGCGUUGCAGGUCAGGGAAUUCGAGUUCUUAUCGCAGAAGAGUGGUUUUCUUCAUAAAGUGGUAACAAAGAUGACUGAAGUGUCCCGAUCAAACGCCUAGAUAUUUCUAUGGAUUUUUGUUUUUGGUUCUGUCUCUUAUGCCUAGAACUCGGCUUUCUUUUUUCAUUUUAGUUUCUAUUGAUUCUUGAAAGAGCUCAUUUUGGAAUGUUGCGGAUUUAUCAAUAUAAUGGAAGGAAGCUU
Messenger RNA from Arabidopsis arenosa, 1213 nucleotides. Lineage: Eukaryota; Viridiplantae; Streptophyta; Magnoliopsida; Brassicales; Brassicaceae. The record is from the annotation of a GenBank genome assembly.